This is a messenger RNA of Orbicella faveolata, 3850 nucleotides long. RefSeq names its product beta-lactamase-like protein 1. Lineage: Eukaryota; Metazoa; Cnidaria; Anthozoa; Scleractinia; Merulinidae. The record is from RefSeq and is a predicted model, not a curated record.
UCGACUAUAACUGAAAGACAAUCAAAUGCCUAUUCAAGCGAUAGACCAACAUGUAAUUAGAGUUUAUUUUGAGCGUCUUUGCAUUUCCCGAAGCGAUUCAUGUCAUAAAAGGUCGUGCGAUCUUCUGCUCUGUUCACCAACAAGGCACAUGUUUACUGUAUUGCUUUAGUAUUACAAGUUAACUCCGCAUUCCUUAUUCCGAGUAUUCCACACAGUUUCAGUACAAAACUCAAUGAACAUAUCGCAUAAUUAGACUGAUAUUGACGUACUUUGACGACUUUAUAUCAAUUUUGAUCAUGGAUGUCGUAAACGGCCUUAAUUUUAGUCAAAUAUUGGGAUUAAUAUCCUUGUGGUUUGAAUUAUGACUUUUUUUAAUCUGUGUAUUGGAUUAAUUGCAGCAGUCAGGCAAACGAAAAUAGACUAUUUUUUCUUCGUUCCGUAAAUGGUCUUCCCACUUCCAGUAAAAAGCAAACGCAAUAAAUCAGUACAGAAGAGUCUAGAUUUUUCUAUGGCCCAAAAAUAGCAUUCCAAACGUAAUUUUUCCUUUUUCGUAAGUAAUCCGCUUAUUUUUCAUUUUUAUAAGUUGAUUUUGCAAGAGCAAUGUGCUAAAUUAAAACUUUAAAAAGAUUUCGCAGAAACUAAAAAUUAAGGACUCCGGGCAACUUCUCUGCAGGUUUUUUUUUUUUUUUUUUUUUUACCGGCUUCUUUUUGUGCGGAAUGGUCUUCAAUAGUCCAGAUAUUUUCAUGACCCCAAAUUAACAUUCGAAACAUUUUUUAUUAUUAUUAUUUAGAACUAAGCCUCUUAGUUUUGUAAGGCGAUUUCGCAAGAGAAACGUGCUCAAUUUAUUUUGCAAAUGCAUUUGGCAUUCCGAGAAACUGGGCAUUAACGUCCCCCUGACACAUCGAAAAUUUGCUUAAAAGCUAAAAGGGUUCCGUGACUUUAUCUUAGUUCCGUUUCCUCUCUGUUACCUUAGUAGAACGGAUGCAAAUAACAACAAAAUAUAGCUGCAAUAUUUUCAAUAUCUGGGCAUGUUUAUUCAAAUUUUUUCUAUACUUAAAAAAUAAAAUAAACACACAUACAAAUAGCGAUCGCUAAGUACUACGUCAUUAUGCUCUGCGUAUAAAACGUGUUGAUUGAAGAGGUCUUCGAUCCGAACGACCUCAUACACAUGAAAAAAAAAUCCUGUUAGAUGAAAUUUAACGAAUAUAAUUUACACAAAGGAGUCCUCAUUAGAUUAAAAUGAGCAUCUUCAUUUUCAGUAAUUAAAUGGUUAAUGUCCGAGAAACGAGUCGCGGUGGACAUUUCUUUGUUAUGCAUAUUUGUGGAAUUUCCAUCUAAGAACGUGACAACAGAGACACAGGUGUUAUUGUUUCAUUGUUGUCGCACGAUUCUAAUACAGCCCUUGAACUUAUACGACUGGUUAGUCUUAAUUAACGCAUCGUCGACGACAACGCCAUCGCGGCAUCGAACCACAACAUAACAUAUAUAUAUCUGAACAGUUAGAUAUAAGGGCAUUGUCCGCAGGUCAUCGCAGCGGCAAGUAGUGCUGUCACGUUAGCCGGAAUACAAGAAUACUCUUUUCUUUCACUAUGGCCAGUGUUGAAAAUCUAGUGAUGGAAUCGCUGCAAUUCAAAUACACUCAAGCAUCGAGGAAAUGGAAAAUCGUUGCAGCGAUGGCGUGCGUUGUGGCUAUUGUCAUGACGGGAUUAUUCAUUUGGCAGGUCUUAAAGGAUGACGAACAAAGUGAUUCGUUUUGCAAUGGGAAAAAUCGUCCAAAAGAAGAGGCGUCCACGACCAACCCGGAGCAGUUUGGCCGGCCAUGUCCGCAUCAACCCGCAAGACUUCCUCCUAUCGUCGACCCCAUUCCUGAACAGUUGUCCGACGCGCUGAAGAAAAUAGGUGAUUACGUGGACUCUGUUGUCGACGCGGACGCACAGCUUCCCGCCAUUUCAGUUAACGUCUUCUAUCAAAAUCGCGCGCUUUUGCAGAAUCGUCAUUAUGGAAGUAAGAGUUACAAGGGCGAAAAUAAACCAGACGACCAAACCGUUUAUCGAAUUGGCAGCAUCACCAAGGUUUUCGUGGUUCUUAUGGUAUACAAGUUCUAUGAAGACGGUUUAAUAAAGUCCCUGGAUGAUCCACUAAGUAAAUAUGCACCUGAAUUUUGCAUUCAAAAUCCAUACACCAAGGAAAAUGUGACUGUAAGGCAAAUUGCGAGUCAAAUGUCAGGUCUACCGCGAGAGGCACCAUGCUUUUACAUCUGCGAGAACGUCACCUCGGCGGAUCAGUUACAACAACUGAAGAAUCGCAGCUUGGUGAUGGCUCCAGGGACGAUGCCGUCCUACAGUAACCUUGGUUACGCUUUGCUUGGCAGGCUGCUAACAGAGAACUUACUGACGAAUCAAACUUUUGAGAGCUGGGUACGUGAGAGGAUCUUGAAGCCCUUGAACAUGACCAACACCGGGUUUGAAAUCACAGAGGACGCACAACAAAACAUGGCUUUUCCGCACUCUAGAGACGGUUCAAGAAUGCCAUUCAUGAUUAUCUAUUGGGUCGCACCUGCAGGACAGAUGUAUUCCACACUCGAGGACAUGACGAAGUUGGGCAAAAUGUUUACGCAACCUUCCAAACAAACUCUCUUCCGGCCGUCGACACUCUGGGAAAUGAUGUCCCCUGGGAAUGUUGCUCCCGAUGGUAUCACCGUGUGGGGAGCCCCCUGGGAGAUGGAACAACUUGAGCAUUUUCUUGUUCGAGGUAAAGGUGGAGUCAUUGAUUCGUAUGCCACUUUCUUCUCGGUAGUCCCCGAGCUAGAGCUUGGGAUAAACCUGCUCAUAAGCUCAACUUCUUUCUUGAAAGGCGUAGGCUCUGGUCCACCGGCGUCGAGGAUGACUCACGAAAUCUACAAGAUGCUUCUUCCAGUUCUAAACCAAACCCUUUUCGAUUUGGAGGGUUCCUCCAGUUUUCCAGUUGACGCGAAGCCUUAUGUAGGAAACUACACCUUAAAUAUUACUGAUCCCCUUACUUCAGAGAUCACCACGAAAUCGGUGCGACUUACAGUUAAAGACGAUGCACUUGCAGUGUACUAUUUCAAUACAACUAAAGCCGCCUUCCACGUUUUUUACAUCGGGGACAAAUUCGUAUUUCAAGCCCGCUUUGCCUCUCCUUUCGCUUCGUGUUUGAUUGAGAGACUAGGGAAUUACGAAGAUGUUCAUUUUUUUUCCUUUGAUGAAAAAGGCUUUUCGACGGGAUUCAAGGUCCCUGGAAGAGGAAUGCUAGCAACUCGUAUAUUCUGAUGCAAAAGACUUAAACCUGUGCUGACUACCUUGAAGAUGAACAAGCUUGUUGAGUGGAGUGUGACACUCGUGAACAAACACAUCGAAAUCCUGUAAAAAAAAACAACAACAACAACAAAAACGCUCAAAAAUUUAUUCUUACAGUUGGACGUUUUAACCUCUCUUUUUUUUUCAAAGGAGUUCAUAUGAGUUUCAUAGCAACGGCUAAUUAAUUGAGGUAAUUUGCGCAUCCAAUUAGUAUAUCGAGAAACUGUAAAUAUAUUAACUAUGCAUAAUCACUCGGUAAUAUCGACGUUUGUUUGAAUUACUUGUUUAUAAUCAGUGUAUAUUUACAUAUCUUGUAUGACUUGUCACGUCCGGUCCUUAAAACUGCAUUAUACUUGCAAAUACUAUAUAGCUAGAUAUAAAGGACAUUGUCUCGCUCUUUUCAGCCGGAGCCUCAUAUACAAAAAUUAACUUUCUGUCUACGAGACCCACUAAUGCAUACUCAAGAAGUAAAUUUUAUAUAACAAGAAUGCUUAUACUAUAAACUUUGUAAAUAAACGCACAAGGAACAGAG